Messenger RNA from Cephus cinctus (wheat stem sawfly), 8200 nucleotides. RefSeq lists its product as uncharacterized. The transcript is spliced from 2 exons. Bases 195 to 7634 code for a protein of 2479 amino acids. Lineage: Eukaryota; Metazoa; Arthropoda; Insecta; Hymenoptera; Cephidae. The record is from RefSeq and is a predicted model, not a curated record.
CAAUCGGUUUGCCAUUAAAUUAGUUCAAGGAUUUUGACAAACGUGAAAGAAGAAUUGACUGAAAAAAUUAAUUGCUCGAACAUGUGAAUAACAUAGUGAUCAAAGAAAAAAAAACCAAUUAACGUACUGUCAGUGACUCAAGGUGUACUGAAUAUUUAAAUGCAGUAAUGAUUUAGUGAUCGGUGUAAAAAAAAAUGUCACGAAACGGAUUGCUCCAAUCAUUUUUACUCGUUGUAUUGUUACAAGACUCUGUGUACACUUUCGGUGAUACAGUGACUGGCAGCAGUAGCCCAGCAUCCGGUACAGCGACUGAAAUAAGAAACUACGAAGAUCCGAUAAAGGGAUCGGCGUCCAUAGGGGUUAACCGAUAUACCGAUCCGUAUGGAGGAUAUACGGAAUUUCCUGCAGAAAAUUCUCAGAGUCACGAAGACGAGGACGAGGAUCCGGAAGGUCCGCCGGAUCACGUGAUACCAGUGGCUGAGUAUGAGAUUCUGAAAGAAGUUCCGACAAGGCCAAAAUAUACGAGUCCUGGUGAGUGGGCCAAACCACCACCUGAGAAAAACAUCCCUUUAGACUUUGUACCGACCAAAUUGUAUGCUCAGGUGCGUGGAACGCAUACGGUUAAAAGAUUGCCGCAAGAAGAUGCCGUUAAGGCUGCUACGACGGAGGACGAGAAAGAAAAUGCAUUAAGAUUACGUGCUGUCGUUACCAAUUCGAAAGUGAACACUGUGUACACCGAAGAGGGUUACGAGGAUUCGGCUUACGAUCAUGCCGGACACGUGCGCGAUGCUGAUUUCCAUGAGGGGUACGCGAAGAAGCUUGACAACGAGUUGGAUACGAAUAGCGAGACCGGAAGUAAGGGAAGCAAGAAUAAAAAAUCUAGAAAUCGCAAGAACAAAGAAUCGGAUGACGAUUACGAUGACGACUAUAGCGAGCAUCUUGAAGAGAUCAGAGAAAAUAAUAAAUUGAAUAAGGGGAAGGGUACUAAGGGUGCAAAAAGAAUUCUCAAGGAUUGGCAAAGGAAAGAGAUAGAUCCAAAAUUUGUGGCUGAAAAUGGAAUAGAGAGAUUGGAGGAUGAUUUGAGGAGGGAGGAUGAAGAAGCGGAGAAGGGUUCUGAAAAUUAUGAAUUUGCACAAAAAAACAAGGAUUACGAUUACGACAGCACCGAUAAGCCACGCGUUGUUAAGAAAAUAAGAAAGUACGGGAGGAAGGAUGAUUCGAGAAAUCCAAUAGAGAACGGAAAGAAAUCGUCUAAAAUCCCGAAACGAAGGAAACAACUAUACCUAGAGAAAUACGAAUCUACAACGCCCGUUAAUACGGAGAGAUACGAGGACACGAAAAUUUCUCAAAAUCCAAACGAAGAACCUUCGUCGAUCAGUGAAAGUAGUUACUACAGUCCAGUGACUAGUCAACCGUUAUACGAUGUACCUCAAACAACAAUUGAUUAUAAUCGAGAAUUCUGGGACGUCCUGAGAACAGAAAAGCGUGUAACGACACCAGCAAAUAUUCAUAUACAAGAACAAAGUACUAUACCAUUGGCUAUACAAGAAGUCACAACCAUAGAACCGCAAUUGGAGCAUCAGACACCAGUUGUGGUAGCUACCAUAAAUGGUCACGGUCCGUAUUUAUUGGUAACCGAUAAAACCACUUUAGUGUCAAAUCCCAUAACGGAAAUACCAUACACCACAAAUCCAUCACAGACUGUGCAAAUACAACAAAAUGGUCAACAAUGGCCUGUUCAUCUAGCGAACGUACCAGCUGAGAAUUAUGGAACAUUCGAUCCGACUCUAAUUCACCAGUCAGUGUACGAAUCUUGGCAUCAAAAUAAUGCACCCGAAAAAACAUCCCAUCCAAUUCCUACGACAUACGUAGGUGCGUCUUCCUAUCCAUCUAUUGUCAGUGCAGCUCCCUAUCCAUCGGCCAGCACCCCAAGUCUUUUUGCACGUCAAGAAGAAAAUCCAUUGAAGAAUCAUGAAGCACGUGCGGGAUACGCGACCGUUGUCAGUGAAAACGUUGCACUGCACCCGGUGACGUCACUGAGUCAAAGACGAACGGAUACGAAGACUCAUAAUAAUGGGGUCUUCCGGUUUCGUCCGAAUGACAAUUAUGCGAGGAUGUUAAAUUACUUGAGGCGAGAGAAAAAUUUGAGAGACGAUAACGAAUCGUCUAUAAAGAAACGUGGUGUUUUACAGUCGACUGGGAAUUUACUGAGAAGGCAAAAAGAAGAGGAUUAUAAAAGAGAAGACAAGGAUGGAGAAGGAGAUUUCACUAUAAUGAAGCCGCCUUUGGCUUCGGGAGAGGUCACGUAUUCCGAUUUUGCGGCCGAUUCGAGAGCCAAUGUCGCGAGUCGUUCGAGCGCGAAGAAGGAAAGCGAAACGAGUCGAAGAAAGGAGCAACGAGAAAGGUCUCCUUCGCGGAAUUCCAGAUUUCUUAAAUUUUCGUCGCCGCUCGGUAAUAACGAUGAGAGGAUUGUCAGUGGGCAGUAUGAAAUUAAAUCAGUGCCCGUAUUGAGAUUAGUACCACCCUCAACCGAUAGUAAAGAUCAUUAUACAGAAUAUCGUGAAAGAUUAAAAGAAAAAUAUUUACCAAAUUUACCAAUUUUACCGCAAGUCCGAGCUGCUAGUUUUUUGAGGAGGAAACGUUCGUUUUCAGUUAAUGAAGCGAAAAUAGCUGAUAGGGUUAUUGCUUAUGGUAUUCAGAGACGAUUCAAACUUUUCAACGAUAAUAAUGAUCUUGCUUCUAAAAAGAUAUUGAGAUUCAAGAGAAAUCUAUUACCGGAGGAAUCUGUAUCGAUCACCGAGGCCGUUAUACCUGCUGCAGUGAAUUUAUCGGUGGGAGAAAAAUUUUUAAAAAACAAUACUGCGAUGCUCAGAGAAAGGAAUAGAAGAAGCAGCGAGGAUUUGCUCAAUGAGGCACCUAAGGUAGCUGCGGACACGAUAGACAAAGAAAUUAAAUCUAGAUUCAACAGCAAAGAGGAGGAAACUGAGAAGGACAAUGACCGUGAUGCUGAUGAAGAUGAGGAUGAUGAUGAUGAUGAUGAUGGAAAGGUCGAGGUUGAAGUACCUGAACUUGAUUACGUGCAAGAAAUCGAGGAUGCAAAUAAAAUUGACAUAACAAGCACAACAGAGGCAAGUGUUGAUUUUCGAAAAUAUCCCUUUUACAGGAAUGAUAAGAUGUCUUCGGGAACUCCACUGAAGUACAUAUUGGAUCCUGAGAAUGUCCCUAGGAAGACAUUGGGUGGAAUGGAAUUUUAUCGUUCUAGGGACAGAUACAUGGAAUGUGAUGACGUAGAUCCAAGUUUAAAAGAGGUCGUUCCGGACGAUGAGGAACCUGUACCAAAUAGAGGACCAAAAGAGGAUCUACCUAGACUACGUGGAUUGGGUGAUAAAUUAGACUGCUUCAAAGCGAAGUAUUUCGAUGAGAAUCCUCUGGAUAGUCCAAUAUUUUUUGAAAAGCAAAUUGCGCAACCAACACCACCAGCAGAACUGAACCCUGUGCACUUUGCCGAAAGAAUUACGGAAUUGCCACGAGAGAACGACGAGUACAUACAUCAGAAAUUGUCGAAGAAACCGGAAGUGCGAAAGAUACGAAGAAAAAGACUGAAUCGAAGACCCAGGGUGAGGCAAUACGAAAUACACGAAACUGUCCGUGUGAAUUAUUCAAAAAAUCCUGAAAAAACAAAAAACAUAAAUAGCUCACACCAGAGUAAGCAACGUGUACCCAUGAGCAAUUUAAACAGAAUUGGUCCAAAAAAUCGUAACCAUCAAGUAAGAAGGCCAAUUCUCACAACAACGGAAGUUCCAUUAAUCAAUCCAGUGACUCCGUACCAAAAAGAAGUAUACGAGGACGUAAUGGGAACGAUAAAAAGUCAGGCAAAUCUUUACAAAAAAUUUCGUGAACCGGUUACGAUACCUAAAACCGCAAGUUCCUCGAUGCAGCAAAAUUUUGCCAAAGUAACGAGCAUCGGCGAUGAACGACCACUGAAUUACGUAACUGAAUCAUUGAGAAACAGAAACACUGGAAUUCCAUUAUUGCACAUUACAAGAACACCUCCAACCGAACAUAUACAAGGAUUACUUCCGCCUCCAGAAAGAUCAUCAAAAAUAUUACCACACCUAUCAAGCAAGGUACCCUACAACACACGCGCAAGAACCGAGAGUCCUUUGGGUUUGGGUAAUAAACAGGUAGUAGGUUAUUACAAAACCGUCAAAGUGCACAAAAGAAGUGUUGACGAGCUAGAUUCGAAUGUGGAUGUAGUUGCACAAGAGAGCAGAAGAAUUUCUAGAGAAGCUGACACCGACUCUUCUUCAACUACCGUAAAACCACCUCGAAGACGACGUAGACCAGUUACACGGCCUAAUCUUGCUACACCACAGACUGCAUCAACAACUUCUCAAGGAGUAACCGAACCUUCGCAAAGGCCAGUCUACACUAUAAGGGACAGAAGACGAAAUUUGAAAAGUACAAAUGACACUGAGAAACAUGGUAAAUUUCUAACGCAACCUAAGGAGAACGAUACGACGGUAAGAAACGAACCGCGAUACACGUCAAUAAGAAGAAGAAAAAUCGCUAAUAAUCGAUCAACAACUACUGAAGUACCUGUCACCGUCACUACGGAAUCUGUCGAUAACGAGACUACCGUAAUACCUGUCACAGAAACAACAACAGUUGAAAGUGUAACGGAAUCGACUACUGUAACAAGUGAAGAGAAUAAUUCUCCAGAAACGGCUGUAAUCGAAUAUUCCACAAAACGUAAAAAAAAGGUGACUCUUGAUGAUCCAAAUGCUCUUGGUGAUUUGUCCAAAUCAGCGGAGGAAGAAGACAUGCCCCCUAAGGAAAGAGUAAAGAAGUACAAGGUCCACGAGGACGUUGAUGAAAGUCCAGCGCCGGAUAUAGCCGAGAUCGUAAAGAGUCCCGAGUACUCGGAAUUGAAAGCUUUGCUCCUGUCAGAUCCUCCAGGAUACGCUGAAGCGUUCUCAGAGGAAGCCGAAGAAGAUUCCGCGUCUAAGAACGAAGAGAACAAUUCCGAAGUACAAGAAUCAGAUGGAAACAAGGAGGAAGGUGAAGGCAGUGAUGAAGAUAAAAAUCCCAAAGAAGCCUACAAGGACGAAUCAUCCUCGGACGAGGACGAAGGGAAAUCCUCCAAGUCAUAUGACCCAGAGAGUAAUCCUUCUUUCGUGAACGAUGAUGAUAAAUUUGGUGAAGAGAAAAAACUGAAGUUCUUCGAAGAAAAUUCUUCUCGUCCCAAUUCGCCGUCGGAAAUAUUUGACGAUGGAAAAUAUUCAAACUUAGGACCCCGGAUUCACAAGCCGCCUUUUCAUCAUCCGAGCUUUGUUAUUUCCCAUUACGAUAAACCUUCGAAGAUGAGCUACACGAGUAGCAGCGAGGAUGAUGAUUUCGAGGGGGCGGAUAAAUCCGAGGAAACUGAGAGUAAGAAAAGAUAUAAGUAUCCGUGGGAAAGGUAUGAACCUGACCCAAAGUUCUAUCCAAAAUACCGUGAAAGCUCCAGUAGCAGAUACGAGUAUCCUUGGGAAAGAAGAGAACGCUUAGAACGAGAACGUAGAGAGAGACGCAAGCGACGUAGAAAACUUAGAUAUGAAGAUGACGAUGACGAUGAUGACGACGAGGAUGAGGAUGAGGAUGACGAGGACAGCGACCACGAGAAAGUAUCCUCGAGUUCAAUGCACAUUCGACGAUACGUCUACCCAUGGGAAAAAUACGACGUGCCGUCAAUAAAUAGAGAAAUGUCAGAUGACAAAUUUUGGGAUAGUUUCGACAGUGACGCGAGGGUAGCACCUACGAACAAUAGGGAACACUUUAUCUUACCUUCGGAACUAUUUUUGAAGAAGGAGAAAAUUCCCCCAAAAAAUUCCUUUCAUAAUGACAAUGACAAAGUAAACUCGAAAUAUCGACCCGUUACGAAAUUCAGUAGUAGAUAUAGUUCAAACAAAUUUAGAAUACCGAUCGAAGAGAUUCUCAUGAAAGAUUUCAUUGUCGACUUGUCUAACAAAGGUAAAAAAAAUUCUACCAAUCCUUCGGAUGGUAUUGAGACGGGCAGUGUUACGCCGGAAUUAUCGACUUCAACUUCCAUUUCCAUAGAGAAAACUAUUUCUAAUAGUAAGACAGUACCGGAAGACAUGACUACGUCGUCUGUUAAUAGAAAUAUAUCAGGAGUUACGUCAUCCAAGAGUAUGAGCAGAACGAUAACCAGGAGUACAAGUACAAACUUAUCGAAUAACCCACGAAGAAAUCAGAGUAGAAACGCAAGUAACAAAAUAGUGACAAAAGAUAAAGCACGGUCCGAUAAAGUCAACAACAAGAAUAUCAAAGCUCGUGUGGUAAAACCUUCAGGAAGGAAAUCUCGUCCUAUUAAAACUUAUAAUAAACAAGCUACUAAGCUGGAUACUAAUACUGCUACUACUACAAGUACUACUACCAGUGCUCCUCGUACAAGACCUACUACCACUACUAGUACUACUACUACUACCAGUGCUCCUCGUACAAAACCUACUACCACUACUAGUACUACUACUACUACUACACCUGCUCCUACUACUACUACACCUGCUACUACUAUUGCUAGUAUCAGUAUAGUAAAGCCAGAAAAAAAAUCAAGCACUGCUACAAAAAUAGACAUAGUGAAAAAUCGUAGACGUGGAAAUGUGAGAAAUUACAAAAAAGUGUCUGAACCAGGUAAAGAGAGCAAAAAGAACGAAGUCAAAGAAAACGUUCGACCAAAAUUUAAUAUCAGAAGACGGGUCCGACCAGUAGUAUCUACAGCAGCCAAAUCUGAUGUAAGAUCAGGAAAAAUGUCGAAAGAUUCAUUAAAGAAAAGCGAUGCUGCAAAAGCAAUGGAUUUGACAGAAAAAGAAAUAAAAAAUGCUGUGGAAAUAAGAAAAAGUACUACGACUCCAAUAAAUACAGAAAAUUCGACACCCAAAACGAGAACGAUCGAGCAUCAUUCGCGAGUCUCCAAGGAAGAGAUCAUAACGAAAACGUUUUAUCCCGAAGAAAUAUCCGAAAUCUCCGAAAUAGAAAAAGAUUCUGAAAUGGGUAUCAGCGAUACAAUAAAGCCUGAAGAAAGUAGUAAAUCGACAAAGCCAAAAUACAAGAAGGUCCUUAAGAGUAAGGUGAUAAAAAAUCCAAAAAUGCCAUAUAAAAAUGAAAGUAUCCAAAAAGUCUCCAUAAUAACAAAGGAAACACCGGAACACGUGUAUCAGACAAAGGAAAUAGAUAAGGAUGGUCACAAGGGAAUGUUCGUGUCCAUAAAACCAAAUGACCAUAAGAUGAAUGCCGAAUCCAUGGAUGACGGUAUACGAGAAAUAGAAAUGGAGGAACUAGAGAGAACGAUGGAAUCUCUCAAGGAUUUCGAGAUGGCCGAGGAGAAUUCAUAUCAGGAUGAGGAUAUCCCAAAAUCAGACAGGUACCUUCUUGAGAAUCCACUGCCAAAAAGGAUUCCAAAUUCGCAAGAAGAUCCCAGGAGUGAUCCGGAAGAUCAGUCCAACGACGAUGAUAUCGAAGAGGAGACUGAAGAUGAAUCCGGGGAAGAAUCAACCGAAUCGGAUAACGAAAAUACCAAGAUUAAUUAUAUCAAGAAUCCAUACGAUAGACUUUACUAUUACGUGGAUCGCUAAUAAAUGAUCUUGUAUAAAGAUACAGAUCAAAAUACAUAGUCUUCCUAAUAUCGAAUAGACAUGACGACGAUCUCGCUCGAAUAUUAGUAAUCUUAAGCGUUAAGUAAUCUCUGCAUUGCGAAAAUAUCCUCAGUCCAUUAUUCGUAUCCUUGUACCAAGAACUGGCAAAUUUCUAUUCGUUUAUUACAUAGAACGAUCAACCGUGCCAAAUCUGGCCAGGCACCAGGUUUUGCAUUGUUGCACAGCUGCGAAAAUCGUCACUUUGCAAAAAUAUUCACAACAAAGACCCAGUCUCUUUUGCUCUCUUUCAAACUCUCUUUUUUAUCGCUUCUCUUUCUCUUUCCCACGGCACUUGUUGUCACGAUCAAUUCGAGCGAGAUAUAUAUCACGGUUUGACAAGAAAUUAAAGAUUUCUCUUAUUCAACGAAUUCACCCCUUAUUGUCCUUACCACUAUUUAUAAUGCUGUACAUAGAACCGUAGUACAUAUGUUGACAUUGCUUUAGUUUUAUUCAUUAUUGUUUUCUUUCUCGUUUGUUACCAUUAAAUAAAAGUUACGUUAAACAUA